ACACCAACUGUUUGACAAAACACCUCGGUGCCAAACAUGAACACUUUCAUCAAAGUCUUGUUAUUUUUACUGUUUUCCAAGGUUUUUUACUGGAGGGUAUGUUAUGGUUCAUAUUACUCUACUUUUAUAAGCAGUAAUUCUGGUAGACAUGGGUUUGUUACUGAUGAACAACCACUUUCCAAGAUUGCUAUUCAUAAGGCUGUUUUUGGUUUUCAUGAAUCAGCUUCUGUUAAGGUUGACCCUGUUCUGCUUGGUGUGAAGGGUGAGGAUACUGCAUGGGUCAAUGUGGAGCUCAAGUACCCAGAGCCAUCCGAGAAUGACUGGGUUGGUGUUUUUUCACCAGCAAACUUCAAUGCAUCAGAUUGCUACUCUGUAUCUGGAAAAUCACAUGAGGCUCCUUGCAUAUGCACAGCCCCGAUAAAAUACAUGUUUGCAAACCAGUCCAAUUCCAAUUAUGUAACAACAGGAAAAGCUACAUUGAGUUUCCAGAUUAUCAAUCAGCGAGCGGAUUUCUCCUUUGCAUUAUUUUCCGGCGGGCUGGAAAAUCCAAAAUUGCUGGCUGUUUCAGAUCCCAUAUCAUUUGCAAAUCCUAAGGCUCCUGUUUAUCCACGCCUUGCUCAUGGAAAGGCUUGGGAUGAGAUGACAGUUACCUGGACAAGUGGGUACAACAUUGAUGAAGCCGUUCCAUUUGUCGAGUGGGGUUGGAAGGACCAUACUCCUAAGCGUUCUCCAGCAGGAACAUUGACAUUUACUCGUGGCAGCAUGUGUGGUCCACCUGCACGUACGGUUGGAUGGCGUGAUCCUGGUUUUAUACACACUAGUUUCCUAAAGGAAUUGUGGCCAAACACUAUAUAUAAUUAUAGAAUCGGGCAUAUGCUGGUGAAUGGAUCAGUGGUUUGGAGUAAAAUGUACUCAUUCAAAUCGUCCCCGUAUCCAGGACAAGAUUCAUUGCAGCGUGUUAUAAUUUUUGGUGACAUGGGGAAGGCAGAACGUGAUGGCUCAAACGAGUAUGCUUGUUAUCAGCCUGGAGCACUUAUUACUACUGACCAAUUAAUCAGUGAUCUUGAUAACUAUGACAUAGUUUUCCAUAUAGGGGAUAUGCCAUAUGCAAAUGGAUAUCUCUCACAGUGGGACCAGUUCACAGCACAAGUUGAACCCAUUGCAUCAAUAAAGCCUUACAUGGUUGCAAGUGGCAACCAUGAACGGUCUUGGCCCAAUUCUGGAGGCUUUUACAAUACUAAAGAUUCAGGUGGGGAGUGUGGUGUGCCUGCUGAGACCAUGUACUAUGUUCCUGCAGAGAAUAGAGCUAAAUUUUGGUACUCAACAGAUUAUGGGAUGUUUCACUUUUGCAUAGCAGAUUCAGAGCAUGAUUGGAGGGAGGGUUCGGAACAGUAUGCAUGGAUAGAAAAGUGUCUGGCAUCAGUUGACAGAAAAAAACAGCCAUGGCUGAUCUUCUCUGCUCAUCGUGUGCUUGGCUAUUCUUCAAAUGACUGGUAUGCCCAGGAAGGUUCAUUUGAAGAGCCCAUGGGAAGAGAACAUUUGCAGAAGCUUUGGCAGAAAUACAAGGUGGAUAUUGCAUUUUAUGGACAUGUCCAUAAUUAUGAAAGGACCUGUCCUAUAUACCAGAACCAAUGUGUCAACCCGGAACGGUAUUCUUAUUCUGGCACCGUCAAUGGUACGAUCCAUGUUGUUGUUGGUGGAGGAGGAAGUCAUUUGUCGGAUUUUACUACGAUUGAUACAGUUUGGAGUUUGUAUAAAGAUCAUGACUGGGGGUUUGUAAAACUCACAGCAUUUAACCACUCUUCACUUCUUUUCGAGUACAAGAAGAGUCGGGAUGGACUUGUUUAUGAUAACUUCACAAUUACAAGAGACUAUAGGGAUGUCUUGGCAUGUGUGCAUGACGGGUGUGAACCUACCACUUUAGCAAGUUAAAUAGAUAUGCAAGUUAUUUGUACUUUAUUUGGCGUUGCCCCUUACCUGAACACAUUAAGUUUAUAUGGUCAGCUUGCAGGUUAGUAAAGCUUAUAUACAUUGUACCCAGAAACUCAAAGCCUAUUGUUUCAUGAAUGAAUAUUGAUAGAUCAUAGUCAUUAAUAACGUUUUUGUACCAUGUAAAAUUAAAUUUGUACAAUUUGUGGUUUUAUUUCCCUGUAGAACUAUUGCAGUUAAACAUGUUAAAUUAAGUUUGUACAAUUUCCACA
Messenger RNA from Erigeron canadensis, 2201 nucleotides. Its product is annotated as nucleotide pyrophosphatase/phosphodiesterase-like. The transcript has 12 exons. The coding region runs from base 37 to 1932 and encodes 631 amino acids. NCBI's taxonomy places the organism in Eukaryota, Viridiplantae, Streptophyta, Magnoliopsida, Asterales, Asteraceae. Gene Ontology annotation, molecular function: metal ion binding; acid phosphatase activity. The record is from RefSeq and is a predicted model, not a curated record.